AAACAAACAUGUCAGUUUUCCCCUCUCACUUCCACUUUCUCUUGGCAAUGUCUCAGACGACUCAAAAUGCCACUUUCAAGUCCCGGCUUAUUUCCUUUUUGUCAAGGGUGCAGGUGGGCUGUUUCUCUUCUUCACCCCCCGGAACCAUUGCCGAUCCCGCCACUGAGAGAAGAGAAAAGAGACAACACCAUCCCUAACAUCCCCCCAAAAGUCCUUCUAGAAGAACUAACACUCCACCUAAAUAAGCAAACUUUAGUGGGCUCUGUUCUCUCCUCUAAUCCUUACUCAACUGAUGCCGUAGAGAGCGCUAAAUCAAGUCAACUCUUGAGUCUUUUGUUGGCCUUGUUGUCUCUUCUCUCGCAUCAUCAUUGCUUGCUUCUUUGUGCUGCGCCGUAUUUUCCCCUUUUGUGUGGCUCCACACACCCAGACGCAGGCAGGACAAAGCUCACUCUCUUUUUGGGGCGUUUCGCCCUUUUACAAUUUCACAUUCCAUUUCAGAGACACUUUCAGCUCAGAUCAUAUUUCUUCCCCCCCAAUGUAUAUUUCCGUUUGUGUCCGUGUCUGACUGUCGAGCCGCGCGUUAAUUACUCCCGCCUUGCACUUUCAUCACACCUGUACUAUAUCUUUAUAUCUCACACGACCACUGUAUCUCUUCAUACAAUUACUUGAUCGUUACUCCAAUGAAUACUCCAAACAGAGCUGCCGUUGUACAUCCCCAAUGCGACGACGCACAGUCUACUCAGCAAUUACUCGCGCUUGUUCAACAUCUUCAAGUUACAUCGAGGACUAUGGCCAAGCAAACACCCGCGUCCGACCAGAAAAAUAGUACCAUCGUCACCGAUAUUGGCGAUUAUCUCAUCCAAGCUGCUCAGGCAUGGGCGCAGAU
Molecule: messenger RNA, 886 nt
Organism: Fusarium redolens
Lineage: Eukaryota; Fungi; Ascomycota; Sordariomycetes; Hypocreales; Nectriaceae
Exons: 1
Coding region: 67-669 (200 amino acids)
Source: RefSeq, a predicted model, not a curated record